This is a messenger RNA of Rhododendron vialii, 3567 nucleotides long. Its product is annotated as urease. The record is from RefSeq and is a predicted model, not a curated record. Gene Ontology annotation, molecular function: urease activity; nickel cation binding. The transcript has 20 exons. Gene Ontology annotation, cellular component: urease complex. Bases 185 to 2695 code for a protein of 836 amino acids. Gene Ontology annotation, biological process: urea catabolic process. Lineage: Eukaryota; Viridiplantae; Streptophyta; Magnoliopsida; Ericales; Ericaceae.
AUUCUAAAAUCGAGUAUCCCAUGAUAAUUUUUAUACUUAUAAUUACAACUUCCUCCUCCCUCCAUGAAAGGUGACAAAUCACAAAAACCCAGAAUCAAACAGCAGCGCCAAGCCAGUACAACUGCUCUUCAUCUCUCACUUCAGCUCUCCUGUCGCCGCGGCUUCGAAGUGAGAGUUCGGAAGAAUGAAGCUGACUCCGAGAGAGGUUGAGAAGCUUAUGCUACACGAUGCUGGAUACCUUGCACAGAAGCGUCUUGCUCGCGGCCUGAGGCUCAAUUACACUGAAGCUGUGGCACUUCUAGCAACACAGAUUUUGGAAUUUGUUCGUGAUGGUGAGAAGACAGUGGCAGAAUUGAUGGACCUAGGGAAGCAGUUGUUAGGAAGGAGACAAGUUCUUCCAGCUGUUCCACAUCUUUUGCAUACUGUGCAGGUUGAAGGGACCUUUCCUGAUGGCACAAAGUUAAUCACCAUCCAUGACCCAAUUGCCAGUGAACAUGGAAAUCUGGAGCUAGCUUUACAUGGCGCUUUUCUUCCAGUUCCUUCGCUAGACAAAUUUUACGGGAUAGUAGAUGACAAAAUUCCUGGUGAGCUACGACUUGGAGGCAGAAGGAUUACGCUAAACCAAGGAAGAAAGGCUGUAACUCUCAAAGUCACCAACACAGGAGACAGACCAGUUCAGGUUGGAAGCCAUUAUCACUUUAUUGAGGUGAACCCCUGCUUAGUUUUUGAUCGAAGGAAAGCAUAUGGCAUGCGGUUGAACAUACCAGCUGGAACAGCUACGCGAUUUGAGCCAGGGGAUUCUAAAAGUGUUAAUCUUGUAAGGAUUGGUGGUAAGCAAGUGAUCAGAGGAGGAAACGGCAUUGUUGAUGGUCCAGUUGAUGAUGCCAAUAUCACCUCAAUGAUGGAAGCGGUGCACACAAAAGGCUUUAAGCAUGCAGAAGAGACAAAUGCCAGUGAAGGUGUCAUUGCUGAAGGAUCUUCUACCUCUACAAUUUCUCGUGAGGCCUAUGCUAACAUGUAUGGUCCCACAGUUGGUGACAAAGUUCGGCUUGGUGAUACAGAUUUAUUUGCGGAAAUUGAAAGAGAUUUUGCAGUAUAUGGCGAUGAAUGUGUAUUUGGAGGUGGAAAAGUUAUAAGGGAUGGAAUGGGGCAGGCUUGUGGAUAUGCAGCUUCUGACUGUCUAGAUACAGUUGUUACAAAUGCUGUGAUAAUUGAUUAUACAGGAAUUUUCAAGGCAGAUAUUGGUAUUAAAGGAGGUGUUAUUGUUUCUCUUGGAAAAGCUGGCAACCCAGACGUCAUGGAUGGGGUAUCCUAUGACAUGGUCAUUGGCGUUAACACCGAGGCUAUUGCUGGAGAAGGAAUGAUCAUAACCGCAGGGGCCAUAGACUGUCACGUGCACUUCAUAUGCCCUCAAUUGGCGCAUGAAGCAAUAGCAAGCGGCAUCACAACUUUAGUGGGUGGAGGGACCGGACCUGCUGAUGGGACACGUGCAACAACAUGUACUCCAGCACCAGUACAAAUGAAGUUAAUGCUAGAAUCCACUGAUGACCUGCCGCUAAAUUUUGGUUUUACUUGCAAGGGAAAUGGUUCCAAACCUGAAGGGCUUCAUGAAAUAGUUAGGGCUGGAGCAAUGGGACUGAAGCUUCACGAGGAUUGGGGAACUACUCCUGCUGCAAUAGACAACUGUUUGACGGUUGGCGAACAGUAUGACAUUCAGGUUAAUAUCCACACUGAUACCUUGAAUGAAUCUGGAUUUGUGGAACACACAAUUGCUGCAUUCAGAGAUAGAACAAUUCAUACUUACCACAGUGAAGGUGCAGGCGGGGGUCAUGCUCCAGAUAUCAUCAAAGUCUGUGGUGUAAAAAAUGUUCUACCCUCAUCAACGAACCCAACACGUCCUUAUACUUCAAAUACCAUAGAUGAGCACCUUGACAUGCUGAUGGUAUGUCAUCACCUUGACAAGGACAUUCCAGAGGAUGUAGCUUUUGCUGAAUCAAGAAUACGGGCUGAAACAAUUGCUGCAGAAGAUAUCUUGCAUGACAUGGGGGCAAUUAGCAUCAUAUCAUCUGAUUCACAGGCUAUGGGUCGUAUUGGAGAGGUUAUUUGCAGAACUUGGCAAACUGCUCACAAGAUGAAGUUGUCUAGAGGUUCGAUUGAACCAAGUGGCUCAGAUAACGAUAACCUCCGGAUCAAACGAUACAUAGCAAAAUACACAAUAAAUCCUGCUAUAGCUAAUGGGUUUUCUCAUUUUGUUGGUUCAGUUGAGGUAGGAAAGUUGGCUGAUCUUGUUAUUUGGAAACCAUCUUUCUUUGGAGCAAAACCUGAAAUGGUGAUCAAAGGUGGCACAAUUGCAUGGGCCAACAUGGGUGAUCCAAAUGCUAGCAUCCCAACUCCCGAACCGGUGAUAAUGAGACCGAUGUUUGGAGCAUUUGGAAAGGCAGGAAGUGCCAACUCCAUUGCUUUUGUCAGCAAGGCAGCUUUAGACAACGGAGUGAAAGCCUUGUAUGGACUCAACAAAAGGGUGGAAGCUGUAGGCAAUGUGAGGAGGCUCACCAAACUUGACAUGAAGCUUAAUGAUGCCCUUCCAGACAUCAAGGUGGACCCAGAGACUUACACAGUGACAGCAGAUGAUGUGGUUCUUACCUGCACUGCAGCUACCACUGUUCCCCUUUCUCGAAACUACUUCCUCUUUUAGUCAGAGCUGCUGCAGUGGAGGAGCAAUGUUUCACGUGGGCAACAACUGCAUGGGAAAUGGGAAUUAUGUUGGUUGGCCUUAACCAUUUUAAAAUUCGACUAAAAUAAAUACUCCUACUCCUUAAGAGAGUUUGGUAACAAAACCCCUGACCGAGUUAUUUGAUGGAUUCGUUUCUCAUACUGUAAUAAAGUGGUUUAAAUUAGUAUUUUUCUGAACAAGUUGUAGUGCUUGAUAACAGUUCAGUGUUUUUGAAAACGACUUUCGCGUUAUCGAAGUCGUGUUUUGAACUCUCUCUCUCAGUGAACUUGGAUUGAAAAUUGUUUUUUUUUUUUUUUUUUUAAGGAUAAAAGUUGCUAGACGUGAGAUUCAAUGUGGGUAUGGACCAUUGGACCCCACAGCAAUUGCAACGUUACUUCAUGGAGUGCUACUUCUCUUUAUGGCAUUGCAAAGCCACUCGAUGUGACUCCGUAGCAUAUUUAAUUUUAAUCUCCUUCUCAUGUCCUCGGAAACUCUUGUUUGUUUUUUUUUCCCGAAUAGUCAAGGUUUUUUGAUCAAUUUACGCACACCUCAAUUAAUCUCCUUCUCAGUCCUGUCAAAGGAAGGUAAUUGAUGACCAAUCAAAAAAGUUACUUUCUUGUGAUCCGACCUCGAUAACUAAACUCUGAUCAAUCGUAUGAGAUCAAAUCAACCAACCAACCAACCAGACAAACCUUGCAUGCUACUGCAAACUCUGGUAACUAGUGCUACCUUAUAUAUAUAGUAAUAAAGUAGUAGUCCUUAUCAUGCCCUUUGGCUUUGUACAAUACUCCUAAAUCUUGGCAUUACAUACCACAUAGUACAGGCACAUGGUUUUGACAAAAUGGUCCCGCAAU